UCAAAAGGUUUUCUUUAUCUAAUGCACAACGGAUGAUGUCCUUUGGGUAUUAACUGCAUUCCCCGUCCAAGAGACUAGCGCGUUGUCCGCAACGUCCCCACUCGCUCGGCAAACUUUAGUGCGUCUUAGCGCAAGCUGCAAGGAUAUCUGAGACAUUAAACCCUCCUGGAGAUUUGGGAGGCAGGACCCCCGCGAUAAAGGGGAUAGGGAGGGAAAGGUCGUGUGCCAGAGCGCAGAACUCAAACUUAGUCUUAAUAACACCAUGUCAAAUUGCUGAUAUCGGUUUUACAUCGUAUGCAAAUUAUUCGCUGUCUGAGCACUCAUUCUUCAGCGCAAUUCCCAGACUGGCGCUCUCGAGCCUUAUGAAUUUGCUGCACAUUUACACAGCCCAACGACCACCACGGGAGAGGCAAGAUACCUGGAUAGACAAUGAGGACUGCUGUCUUGUAUGCCGUAUGCAUUUGGAUGUGUUCGCUCGGUUUCUCGAGAGGAACCGGUUUUAUUUACAAGUUCCCUGGUGUGACACUGCAGCGCAUCAACUCUGAACAAAGCGCAGGACUCCCCAGCGCCAACAUACACCGUAGGAACUGGUGCCAGUACACGGUGUCGAAGACGGUGUCCUGCCAGGUGCACAAUGGGACAGAGACACUGCUGCAGAGAGUGUUUCAGAGCUGCCGCUGGCCUGGGCCCUGCAGCAACCACAUCAGUUACAGGACCGUGGUCAGGCCCACCUACAGGGUGGCGUACCGGCAGGUGACUGCGCUGGAGUGGAGGUGCUGCCCGGGGUUUCUUGGAGCGGACUGCAGUGAAGAGUGUAUGAACUGCACUGGCUACGCCGGCAUGAAUGACAGACUGAGCCUCAUUGAGUCAAAGAUUUUACUGCUGGAGGCUGCGGGGCCACCCCCGGCUUCGGUGCCCGUCCUGCCGGAGAGAUCCGCGGACAACGAGGUGGACUCACCCAAACCCACUCCCGUCGGUCCUCCGACCGUCGGCCUACCAGGAGUUAGGGGGCCCCCAGGACCUGUCGGACUUCCAGGGCUUCCUGGGUCAAUCGGGCCCCCUGGACCUUCAGGGGAGUUGGGCCCCAUUGGGAAGCCAGGGCCCAUGGGCCCCAGAGGCCCACAGGGGGAGAGGGGUCUCCCAGGGGAGAUUGGCCAACCAGGGCCUCCAGGACCACCAGGGGUCCCCUCUACCUUUGCCCUCAGGGGGGAUGUCUUUGGAUUGACCACCAAGCAGCAAGACGCAUAUCUUCACCAGAGGCCUUCUCCUGGCCCCCCGGGACCUGCCGGACCCCCAGGCCCCCCUGGUCCUCCAGGGUCAGCUGGGCUCCCAGGUGUCCCGGGAAAAAACGCAGAGCCAGGUGACUCGGGGAAGACUGGAGCCCCGGGGCCUAAAGGAGACACCGGUGAAAGGGGGCCUCCAGGAUUCGUGGGAGAACAAGGCCAGCCAGGUGCACCAGGGCCCAAGGGCGAACCAGGAGACAGCCUACCAGAGGGUGAGGGGGUGCAGCAGUUGAGGGAGGCCUUGAAGAUCCUGGCCGAGAGGGUCCUCAUUCUGGAGCACAUGAUCGGGAUUCACGAAAACCCAUUGGAGCCCGGCUCUGGACUAGAUAUCCUUGCAGACAUCAUCCCCAUGCCCGCCAUAAACAACAAACAGUCAAGGCCUGGUGCCGUCCUCUCUUCCCUUCUCUUGGGAGGCCGUAGCCUGAUUGGAAGGAACCGGGACAGGAGGCAUCCCAAGUAGCCAAUUGCACCACGCUAAGGUGUCUGAGCUGUGGGAGGGGCCAAGGCUAACGCUCAGGGUGCUUUUGAGUCUGGGAUGGAACAGGGUGUUGCUAGCAAAGCAGAGCAGUCUUGCUCUACUUUCAGGUUUCAAGUAUUUUUUCAGUCUGUUCAGCAAGAUGAGUUCUGGUUUUAUCCACGUGUCAGCAGAAACGGCCCUACCUUGAGAGUCUUAAACAUUCUGAGAAAGCAUUUACUCAUAGUAUUUUCAGGUUGUACAUUUUUUUUUCCCACACGUUGCAACUUGCUCUUUACAAUAUCUUUAGCCGUUCACAUAUAGGUUGUGUACUUGCUCUUAUUUAGACACAGGUAUAAGCCCAGUUGACUUAAAUCUCACAGAAAGGCCUUAAACUGCACUUAUUAAAUACCUGUAUGAUAUUAGCUGUUUUCAUAAUAUUACAGGAGAGACAUCCCAGGAGGCCCCAGAGAAAAAACCCACGUUGUGUGUGCUGAGGACCAGACUCCUCCCCCUGAGAGCUUAAAGCAAUGGUGAUGAAUUAUGGUUUAUGAAGUCAACAAGUCCGAGGAGCCAUUUUGGUUUUUUACAAGCAAGGUGAUUGACACCUAGGGCAGGACUUCAUGUGCUUUUAAAAAUGCUGGACAUUUUUAGUGUGUGAAAAAGACAUCCACAGUGCAUGUUUAUGUGAUAGAAGUCCACUCCAUGUUUCAAUUUCAGGAGCAAUAUCCUGUUGUGUCAAUUUAGACGUUAUACAGAUUAGUUGUUAGCGUCCAUUUUCUUCCCUGUGUUUCCCUCCUGUAUGUGUAGUUACUCAGAUAGCUGCUGCUAUUAAAUGUAAGGGCAGGAUUUGUCCCUGAUUCAUUUUUUUUUCUGAAUUGUGUCUUCAAGUUUGCAAUAAAUAAUCUGACUUUUUAAAAACA
Conger conger (European conger) is the source of this 2660-nucleotide messenger RNA. It is a transcript of the gene col26a1, whose product is annotated as collagen alpha-1(XXVI) chain. Lineage: Eukaryota; Metazoa; Chordata; Actinopteri; Anguilliformes; Congridae. The record is from RefSeq and is a predicted model, not a curated record. The transcript has 14 exons. Gene Ontology annotation, molecular function: protein binding. The coding region runs from base 430 to 1743 and encodes 437 amino acids.